AGCCGAGGAUUGAACCUGCGACCAAAUUAAGACUCAAAAUCCCCCCAGACUGAAUUAUAACAUUCCCAACAGCACAGGGGUUAAAAGUAAACCGAAUGUAUGAUGAAUUUCAAACCAACUUCACCGUCGUGAUUAACUUGCAUUCAUUUCACAAUAUUCACAAAAUCAUUUCACAAUUUUUGUACGUUACCGCUAACGUUGAGUUAAAUACGUGAAAGCUAGCGUCAACGGAAGUCUCGCACAUUUAAAUUUCAAAUGCGGUGAGAAAGAAAAUGAGGUUUAUGAAACAAAUUGAACUUAAUACUGACAAUAAAGGUAGAACCACUGUAAAAACGCUAUCUCACCUGUAGAUGGCAGGAAACACACACAUAUGAUUGAAUCUACGUUGCUCGCAGCGUGAGCGCCGCCUGAAGGAGGGAGCGGAAGUGCUCCAGGAAUCAACAUUUUACUGCUGCUGCUGGAGGAAACGUGCGGUUUGUUUGCUGGUCUGUUAGUUUGUGUUUAGUCCUCGCGCCACGUCUGCUUGCUGCAUUUCCAGAUCAUAUGUUUUUGCAUAUUAUCUUUUGUUUGGACACCUCGUGAAACUUAAUGGAGUUUGAACACAGUCAGCUGUUUCAUUCACGAAGACUUUAGUAAAUGGCACUGAGGAGGACUGCUGCCUGAAUGGUAAAAAUGGCUGCCGAUAUGUUAUUGAUGAGGGGAAUCAACCGAUUUAGAAAUAUCAGAUUUAGAGGACGUCAAAAACAAGUCAGUUUUCUCACACCUCAACUAAGAGGACAGGUCAGCUGCGGUCACCAAACUGCACUCAGUUUUAGUGGCGUUAUGGGUGUUUUUGGAAGUGACCAACAUCUGUCAAGGCUAUUUGGAAAGAUUCAUCCAGAUCAACAGCACAUUUACAGUCAGAUCGGUUUCUUCCACCAGGAUCACAGAUAUUACAGCGCACUGAAAAAAGAAGGGGUCAAAGGGGUUAAAGCAGAUUCCAGAAAACACAACCAAAAGCUCAGUGAAAGUGCAAGAGAGAGAAAAAUGCCAGUCACAAGGAUUGGAAGAUUGGUGAACUUUGGAGGAUUAGCUGUUGGCCUGGGCAUUGGAGCCAUCGCUGAAGUGGCCAAGAAAAGUUUUGCAUCUCGAGAUAAUUCAGGACAGAAAAAAGCCAUUCUUGACUCCAAUCCAUUUAUAUCUGAAGCCAACGCUGAAAGGAUUGUUCGGACGCUGUGCAAAGUGAGAGGAGCGGCUCUUAAACUGGGACAGAUGCUCAGUAUUCAGGAUGAUGCUUUUAUAAACCCUCAGCUUGCCAAGAUCUUCGAGCGGGUUCGACAGAGCGCCGACUUCAUGCCUGCCAAGCAAACGAUGAAAAUGGUUGUCAGUGAUCUGGGUCCAAACUGGCAGGAUCAUCUGGAGUAUUUCGAGGAGCGUCCAUUUGCAGCGGCGUCUAUCGGACAGGUUCAUCUCGCCCGCAUGAAGGACGGCAGAGAAGUGGCCAUGAAAAUCCAGUAUCCAGGAGUGGCGAAGAGCAUCAGCAGCGACAUCAACAACCUGCUGACUCUCCUCAGCAUCAGCCAUGCUCUGCCUGAAGGUCUGUUUCCUGAGCAUCUGAUUGAGGUCAUGAGCAGAGAACUGGCCCUCGAGUGUGAUUAUAUUCGGGAGGCCAAAUGUGCCAAAAAAUUCCAGCAGCUACUGAAGGGUCAUCCAUUUUUCUCAGUGCCAAAUGUUGUGGAUGAACUGAGCAGUAAACACGUCCUCACCACAGAGCUGGUGUCCGGUUUCCCUCUGGAUAAAGCUGAAGAUCUGCCACAGGAGCUCAAGAAUGAGAUCUGUGAGCAGAUCCUGAUCCUGUGUUUGCGUGAGCUUUUCGAGUUUCGAUAUAUGCAGACAGAUCCAAACUGGUCCAAUUUCUUCUUCGACCCUCAAACACACAAGGUCGCGCUGUUGGACUUUGGAGCCACGAGAGGCUUCGAUGCAAGUUUUACAGAUACAUAUAUUGAGAUUAUCAAGGCUGCUGCAGACAGGAACAGAGAGGGAGUUUUACAACGCUCGAUUGAUAUGAAAUUUCUGACCGGAUACGAGUCAAAGUCGAUGGUGAAUGCUCACGUGGAUGCGGUGAUGAUCCUCGGCGAAGCGUUUUCAUCAGACGAGCCGUUUGAUUUUGGAUCUCAGAGUACGACUGAACGGAUCCACCGUCUGAUUCCAGUGAUGCUGAAGGAGCGUCUGACUCCACCGCCGGAGGAAACCUACUCUCUGCAUCGCAAAAUGGGAGGAUCCUUCCUUAUCUGCUCCCGUCUGAAGGCCCAGAUCUGCUGCAAGAACAUGUUUCAGGAGGCCUACGCCAAAUACUGGAGAGAGAGACACAAGGAAACCGCUCAAUGAACAGUGCACAUGUAGCAGACUCCAAAACUAUCAAAGACAUUACUCUGAAAUGAGGAGUAUGCACUUGGUUUGACCUUUUCUUCUUUCUUUACUGCGUCAUUUGGUGCUGAUGAAUUGAUAUAUACUUCAAUAAUGUCAUUUAAGAGAAUGUGAAACUGUGGUCACCCAAAAAUGAAAAUGGAAUUACUAUUUAGUCUUCCUCAAGUGAUUUCAAACCAUUUUUGGUGUCUUUUUUUUUUGUUGAACACAAAAGAAGAUAUUUUGAAAAAUGGUUGAAACCUGUAACCGUUGACAUCCAAAGUAGGAAAAACUAAUUCUAUGGAAGUCAAUGUUUUCAGCAUUUUUCAAAAUAUCUUCUUGUGUGUUCAACAGAAAAAAUGACAAGACAGAGUAGGGUGAGUAAAUGAUGAGAGAAUUUUCAGUUUUGGGUGAACUGUACUUUUUAAGACUGGUGGUUUGCUUUCAAAAGUUUUGCAUGUAAAAUGUUGCAGAUCUAAAUUUGUAGAACAUAAUUAAAGUAUCACCUAAAAUCAAGAUGACGGGAGACAAUCAAUGAUAUUUUUAUCUGUAAUAAAAAUGUCAACAUCUUUGCAUUAAUCACAAAUCGUGUUCAAGUUUAUGAAGAGUUGAUAAUUAAAUGCACUUUGCAGAAAUUUCUGGGGAAUAUCUGUUGACUUUGCAGAACCUAAUUGAAAAUAUGACAGGUAUAUACAUAUUCAAGAUGAUGUCAGACAUCAAUAAAUGAAAGUAUCAAAUAUUUUAACUCCUUAAGAACUAAAUCAGAGGAAAUCUAACAAACUGAACAAAGUGCACCACAUUUGGGUUUCUUUUUUAUAUGGUAAAGCAGGGGUGUCCAAACUCAGUCCUGGAGGGGCAGUGUCUUGAAUAGUUAAACUCCAACUUGCUCCAACACACCUGCCUGGAAGUCUAGUAUACCUAGAAAGAGCUUGAUUAGCUGGUUCAGAUGUGUUUAAUAGGGGCUGGAACUAAAAUAUGCAGGACACCGGCCCUCCAGGACAGAGUUUGGACACCCCUGCCUUAAAGGAACUUUGACAAAUCUAGCUAGCAUGUUUUCAACUGCCACAAGGCUGCAAAAAGUGCUUUACAGAGAAAAAAUAAACUAACGACAUGGGCAUAAAAACAGUAAAAGCAAUAGGCACAUAAUUAGAAAGAACAAAGAAAAUAU
This is a messenger RNA of Danio rerio (zebrafish), 3553 nucleotides long. The record is from RefSeq and is a predicted model, not a curated record. Lineage: Eukaryota; Metazoa; Chordata; Actinopteri; Cypriniformes; Danionidae.